GCUUCUGCGGACAGGACCACACUAAGCCCACCAGAGUGGUAGGACUGCCAUUUUCACUUGUGAGCUGUCCCCCAAAACUGACCAUGUCUAUUAUGGACCACAGCCCCACCACCGGAGUGGUCACUGUUAUCGUCAUUCUCAUCGCCAUCGCAGCCCUGGGGGCCUUGAUCCUUGGCUGUUGGUGUUAUUUGCGCCUACAGCGCAUCAGCCAGUCAGAAGAUGAAGAGAGCAUUGUGGGUGAUGGAGAAACCAAAGAACCCUUCCUUUUGGUCCAGUAUUCGGCUAAAGGUCCUUGUGUGGAGAGAAAAGCGAAGCUGACUCCUAAUGGCACAGAAGUCCAUGGCUAAGCUAACCCUUGGCACGGAUGCUCAUGGGUACUAAAUCUUGUAUACGACCAGCAGAAAAAAUGGAGAAGAACAAUUUGGAUAUGCUGCUCUCUAAGAAGAACUGAGUUUAAAUUCCAUAAUGAUGGUCUUGCUGGGUUUUGUUGUUGCAUGCACUGAGACCUGUGUCCUGAACCUAAACUCCUUGGCCCUGGGAGUUGGCUAACCUUUCUGGUGGUACUGUCCAUUGCAGGCAAUGGACAGACCAGGCCCUGCUGGUAUAAAAGGAAUCAAAGCAUUUUUGUUACUUGAAUGUUUAGCUGAGCCUGUGUUUGAUGGAGCUACUACUGUAAUGUGAACUAGCUAACAAAACUGUGAACUGUAAAUAGGCACCAGAAGCACUUGGUUUUUUUUUUCUUUUUUAAAAAAAUAAUAUAGCACAUGGAGCUGCUGGUCUGAAGUUAUUAUAAUGGCAAACUCAAUACGAAAGACUGAGCCCCAUGACCGUGGAAAAGGUUCUAAUCGUGGAGAGCCCAAGUUGCCAUCAGCUGGCUAGUUAGGAAUCACAAAUGUAAAUAUGUAAAGAAAGAGCUGUUGUUUUUAAGUCCUGUGGGUAACUUUGUAGAAAACAAGAGAUGAUGCUUAUUAGAAUUUGGCUUCUAUUGCAGGAAGCAGUAGCGCCCCCCUUCCCCCCCCAAAAAAGAAACAUGCCUCUCUCCUUUCUUAGGUAGAUUAGGCUGUUAACUCUGAAUAUUGUUAACAUUAACCGUGUAACUAUUGCAAGGAAGCUGCUGUAUUAUCUGGGAGCCAGUGAAGGAUGUGUAGCGUACACAGGGAUAGUCCAGAAGGUUGCCAGGCUAAUUUAUAGCAGCAGAGCAGUUUUUCCUAUGUGUUUUUAAAAGCAUGUUAAAAGUAUAGAAAUGUCUUUUCCCUACAACUGGCAUUACUUAGUGCUAGCUCGCUGUAUUUGCUAUGAUUUACAUGUGAAGAUAGGAAAUCUACUUUUAGUCUAAACAAACCCAACUGUCCCAGUAUAGACAGCAACAAACUAUUUCCUGCUAUUUAAUGUUUUCUGAACUGGAAAGGAAUGGCAAAAGAGGCUUAUGUCUUUUUUUCUUUUCAGAAACAAAAUUUCUCGUUAGCAUCCCACUAAUAGGUAUUGAAUUUUACUGUCCUCAGCAAAUCAGUAUAAGCAUGACUGGAAUUCUCUAAUCAGGCUUCAGAAACAUUCAGCAAGCAUGUGGUAAGCUAUAGGCAAAGAGCCUAAUGUUCAUUCAGAAACCACUUUUGUGUGUGUGUGUAUGCAAUUUAAUGCUUAUCAAGUGCUACAGGGAUAACUAAUGAAGUUUAGGAGGUAAAGAUUUCUAUUUUCAAAAUAAUGACUUUAAUCACAGUCUAGCCAGCUUCCCACCUCAAAAAACAAACAAAAGAAAAACGCCCAUAAAGUUUUAAUCCAUUGUCUUAAGUCACUUUAUGUACACUGGUAUGAAUUUUGCAAUAGAAUAGUAUAGGUUUAACAAGGCACAGUGAGAAUAUUAAUGUUAGUGUUAAUUUAAGCUUCAGUGAUUAAAAGAAAAUCGGUGCCUAACUUUAUUUUGUAAGAAUCAUUAAAGAUUGGCCACUAUGAAUUGAGCAAAUCAAAAUGUGCAAGUGACCUGGGCACAGAACUGUGGUGGGGAAGGCUGAGUAUGUACUAAGGAGAUAAUAUUAAUGUUAAAAAAAUCAAACUAAAAUGGCUUUCCAUCAUUCCUUCUUAUUAAAAUUUUGUUUUGAUGGGAGGGACUUAGAUUUUACAGCAAGGGUUCUUUAUCUUUUUUGCCAUGGACCCCUACAGCAGUCUCUUAAAACCUAUGAUGCCCUUCAUCAGAAUAUUUUUAAAUGCAUAAUAUAAAAUACUUAAGAUUACGAAGGAAACUAAUUGCAUAGAAAUAGUUACCAAAAUAAUUUUUUUUUUGAAGUUCAUGGUCCCCAGGUUAAGAAUCCCUGCUUUGCAGUAAAGGUUCUAUUGGGAUACAAGUCAAACUGUGGUUAAUAAAAGUCACACUUCUUUGGAGCCCCAAGUUGGGGAUGCUGGAAAGUACUCUAGGUUUAAGAGAGACAAUUGUAAGUGCCAAUAUAACGGCUGCUUAUGGCCUGUGAAUUAAAGGGAGAACCAACAUCCAAGCCCAAGGAGGAAAGGGUUGGUGAGGUGUGCAAGCUGAAAAUGAGCAAAUCCUAGGAGGGGCCACCAUUGACCUAAUCGCACAAAAACUGCCGAAGCUUUCUACCUCUUCAUCAUUGUGCUCUGUAGGGAAAACAGUCCCUAUGUGGCCAGCAAAGUAAUCCAAGGGCAACUUCACAUUUGCAUAUUAUGGAGUAUGCUGAGGUCAUCUAACAAAUUCAUGUCUGGCUUUUUGUAGGGCUGAUAAUUUUAAAAAUACUUUUCAUUUCUCUAAAUUUUAGGGAAAGAUUUUUUUCCUCCACUUGGUCACCAGAGAGAACUUUUAACUUUGCUCUUUUUAUUUUUAAAAUCAGACUUCUUAAAGACAGGCAGUGUUUGGUGGAAAGUAGCAUUGCCACUUACUAGAUUGAAGCUCUGCUUAAGAUGGAAACACCAAUAAAAGUGGCCAGUAAAAUGGCAGGUAAAGAAGCAGCUUUUACCAAGCUCGCCAAUCAAUACAUAUUUAGCUUGUAAGCCCUUCGAUCACUUACACAGUCUGAAGAUUUACUAACCUCUCAAAGCAACUCUAAAUAGUUUAUCACCUUCAGACUUGCUGAACAGGUGGCAAGAAGGAAUGAUUAGAAAAUUAUAGUAGGGGAAAUGCAAGAAUUGUUUGUUACUCUCACUUAAAGAUGAACUCCUCUUUUUCUGAUUGUUAUCCCUGAGGACCUGUACUACUGUUUUGGUCUCAAACCUACCAAGUUUGUGCAAUAAAUUAUAUAGGGAAUGUUUCCCCAAGUUGAAUGAUCAUCCACUUUGAUUUUCUAGACCACUGAGAAAAAUUUUUAUUUACAAUGAAUUUCAAUAAAAUUUGCAUAAAUUAUCUUCCCAGUA
This is a messenger RNA of Trichosurus vulpecula (common brushtail), 3357 nucleotides long. It is a transcript of the gene SNN, whose product is annotated as stannin. The record is from RefSeq and is a predicted model, not a curated record. NCBI's taxonomy places the organism in Eukaryota, Metazoa, Chordata, Mammalia, Diprotodontia, Phalangeridae. The transcript has a single exon. Bases 84 to 347 code for a protein of 87 amino acids. Gene Ontology annotation, cellular component: mitochondrial outer membrane.